Schizosaccharomyces cryophilus OY26 is the source of this 1822-nucleotide messenger RNA. RefSeq names its product elongator complex. The transcript has a single exon. Gene Ontology annotation, biological process: tRNA wobble base 5-methoxycarbonylmethyl-2-thiouridinylation. Lineage: Eukaryota; Fungi; Ascomycota; Schizosaccharomycetes; Schizosaccharomycetales; Schizosaccharomycetaceae. Bases 88 to 1722 code for a protein of 544 amino acids. The record is from RefSeq and is a predicted model, not a curated record. Gene Ontology annotation, molecular function: iron-sulfur cluster binding; acyltransferase activity, transferring groups other than amino-acyl groups. Gene Ontology annotation, cellular component: nucleus; cytoplasm; elongator holoenzyme complex.
UGUCCUUAGCCUAUCCGGUUCUCAAUUUGAUAAUUCAACCCUAUCCUCCAUUGUGGAGGUGAUUCAUUAAAAAAUAAGAAAGGAAAGAUGUCUACUUCGAAUCUGGCCUUUCUCAAGGCGAAAGCAUGCACAGAAAUUGUUGCAGAGCUAAUUGCCUCUGAGAAUCAAAACAAGGUUAUCAACUUGAAUGCCUUGAAGAUGAGAAUUUCGAAAAAGCAUCAAUUGCCUGAGUCCCCUAGGUUAACUGAUAUUAUUGCUGCAAUUCCCCCUGAUGCAUACCUGAAAGAUUCAUUGAUGAGAAAGCUACGGGCGAAGCCAGUACGAACGGCAUCCGGUAUUGCAGUCGUAGCUGUAAUGUGUAAGCCCCAUAGAUGCCCCCAUAUUGCAAUGACGGGUAACGUAUGUGUUUAUUGCCCAGGAGGACCAGAUUCUGAUUUUGAGUACUCGACGCAAUCGUAUACCGGUUAUGAGCCAACUAGUAUGCGGGCUAUCCGCGCGCGUUAUGAUCCUUAUGAACAAGCAAGAGGACGUGUAGAGCAAUUACGUUCUCUUGGGCAUAAUGUUGACAAAGUCGAAUACAUUAUCAUGGGUGGUACGUUCAUGUCUUUGCCGGAAUCAUAUCGCCAUCAUUUUAUUGCCAACCUUCAUAAUGCGUUGUCAGGUGCUACUACGGAAGAUGUGGAUGAGGCAGUUCGUUUCUCUGAACAAUCAGAAACAAAAUGUGUAGGUAUAACUAUAGAAACCAGACCGGACUACUGCCUGGACCAACACCUUGAUGAAAUGCUUCGUUACGGCUGCACUCGUCUUGAAGUGGGUGUUCAAAGUGUGUAUGAAGAUGUUGCUCGAGACACAAAUCGUGGCCAUACAGUAAAGGCUGUUUGUGAGACAUUUCAGCAGGCGAAAGAUGCGGGUUACAAAGUAGUAACUCACAUGAUGCCUGAUCUUCCAAACGUUGGUAUGGAACGUGAUAUUUUCCAGUUCCAAGAAUACUUCGAAAACCCAGCCUUUCGUACUGACGGUUUGAAACUCUAUCCGACUCUCGUUAUCCGUGGCACAGGACUUUAUGAAUUAUGGAAAACCGGUCGCUAUAAGAAUUAUACCCCUAAUGCUUUGGUUGAUUUAAUUGCUCGAAUUUUGGCUCUUGUCCCUCCCUGGACAAGAAUUUAUCGUAUUCAGCGAGAUAUCCCUAUGCCUUUGGUCAGUUCUGGUGUUGAGACUGGUAACCUUCGUGAGUUAGCAUUGAAUCGUAUGAAAGAUUUGGGUACCAAAUGCCGUGAUAUUCGUGCACGUGAGGUUGGUAUUCAAGAAGUUCAUCAUAAGAUUCAUCCGGAACAAGUAGAGUUGCUUCGUCGUGAUUACACUGCUAACGGAGGUUGGGAAACAUUUUUGUCAUAUGAAGAUCCUAAGCAAGAUAUUUUGAUUGGCUUACUUCGUCUUCGAAAAUGCUCUGAAGCAACAUAUCGUCCGGAACUCAAUUCACAACCAACUUCAUUGGUUCGUGAGCUACACGUAUAUGGUAGUGCGGUUCCUCUUCAUAGUCGUGAUCCAAAGAAGUUUCAACAUCAAGGAUUCGGUACGUUGUUACUGGAGGAAGCUGAACGGAUAGCUCGUGAAGAACAUGGCAGUGAAAAGUUGAGUGUAAUUUCCGGUGUCGGUGUACGCAAGUAUUAUCGUAAACUGGGUUACGAGUUGGAGGGACCUUAUAUGUCUAAAUGGCUUUAAAGUGUUGUAUAUUUAAUUGGAAUGGGUUUGAUUUGGUAAACGAAUAUAAUUUUUUGAGCAAAUUACACAUAAUAUAUCAAUCUUAUUAUUUUUAUCUCGA